This is a messenger RNA of Phlebotomus papatasi, 2799 nucleotides long. RefSeq lists its product as uncharacterized. NCBI's taxonomy places the organism in Eukaryota, Metazoa, Arthropoda, Insecta, Diptera, Psychodidae. The record is from RefSeq and is a predicted model, not a curated record. The transcript has 5 exons. Bases 1 to 2799 code for a protein of 932 amino acids. Gene Ontology annotation, molecular function: nucleic acid binding; RNA-DNA hybrid ribonuclease activity.
AUGGCUGUGAAAGAAGCGGCCAGGAUUAAGAAGCUUCUAUCCAAGGAUCCCUCAGAACGGCUAGGCGUGUUGAGAGCACCCAGCGGAAUCCACACGGAUUCUGCGGAUCAAGUCACGCGUCUGUUGCUUGAAACACACUUUCCGAACUGUCAGAUUGAUAGUACGGAAACUGCACCUAUACGACCUGAGCUAUAUUCGGGGAACCAACGUGACUGGGGAAAGGCUUCAGAGAUUGUCACAUCUGAAAGUGUUACAUGGGCAAUCGGCAGCUUUUCACCAUACAAGACAGCAGGUACGGAUGGCAUCUUUCCGGCUUUGCUCCAGCAGGCUGCGGAGACCAUUACCGUGCCGCUUGUGAACCUUUUUAGGGCGUGUCUUGCCAUCGGGUAUGUACCACAUGCUUGGAGGCGAGCACGAGUAGUAUUUAUUCCAAAACCAGGUAAAAGCAAUUACGAGGACCCUAAGUCCUUCAGACCUAUUAGUCUGACAUCGUUCUUGCUAAAAACCCUGGAGAAGCUCUGUGAUAGGUAUAUUAGGAGUCGGAUUCUUGUGAAGAAUCCGUUAAAUCCUAUGCAACAUGCCUAUCAAAGAGGAAAAUCAACAGAAUCGGCUCUCCAUCAAUUGGUAAGCCGUAUCGAGAAAUCGCUUAGCGACAAAGAAAUUGCUCUCGUUGCUUUCCUGGACAUUGAGGGAGCCUUCGAUAAGGUCAACUCUACGGUUCUGGCUCGAGCGAUGAGAGAGUUUAAACUAGGUCAAACCCUAGAAAGAUUUACCACUAGGUUAGUUGGAAACCGCAUUGUGGAAGCGGAGGUACACGGCGCACAACUGUCGGCAGCUGUGAGCAGCGGCUGCCCUCAGGGAGGUGUACUGUCUCCCCUUCUAUGGUCCAUGGUGGUUGAUAGCUUACUAGUGCAACUUAACUCAGCGAACUUUUAUACACAAGGUUACGCUGAUGAUGUCUGCAUUGUCAUACGGGGGAAAUUUCUAUCUACACUGUGUGAUCUUAUGCAGAGGGCAUUAAGCAUCGUUGAAGGCUGGUGUUGUACCCGCGGUCUUAAGGUUAAUCCCGAAAAGACUGCUCUCAUCGCCUUCACGAAAAAGUACAAGCUGGAGGGGUAUAGGGCACCCAAAUUCUUUGGGAAAGAACUUACUCUGCAGAAAGAAGUAAAAUACCUUGGUAUUUUACUAGACCAAAGACUCACAUGGAAGAAGCAUCUGGAAGACCGUAUCACAUCGGCCACUAGAUCGUUUUUCUCAUGUCGACGUUUACUCGGCAGAUCUUGGGGUCUAUCGCCGAAAAUCACACUAUGGAUGUAUCAAGCCAUAGUCAGACCACUGAUCUCAUAUGGAGCUGUAGUAUGGUGGCCAAGAGUCGAAUACAAAAAUUCGGCCCUGGCGCUACAGCGGCUUCAGAGAUUAGCUUGUAUUGCAAUCACAGGAUCCAUCCGGACAGCCCCCACCGCGGCGCUGGAGGUCUUGUUGAGCUUGCCUCCGCUUCCGCUUUAUAUAAAGGCUGAGGCGGGUAAGGCAGCAGUAAGACUGCGUUCUGCAGGAACAUGGAAGGUCGGGUGUCACCCAGCGGGACAUGUUAAAAUCAUGGACGCAAUGGUUAAAAGGCACCCUGACCUUCUAAUGAGGGAAGAUUUCCAUCUUGGGGAUAGACUUCCUCAAAAGAUUUUAAAAACUGUGCUAAACACGAGAGCUGAGUGGAGAGACCGGGAAGGGGUCAUCAAUGAACCCGGUGCGGUUGCACUCUUCACAGACGGCUCACGGGUGGACGGCUCCUCUGGAGCCGGGUACCACUGUCCGGAACUCGGAAUUGGUGGGUCAGUGGCACUUGGCCGGUAUACUACUGUAUUCCAGGCCGAGGUCACAGCAAUCCUAAUUGGGGUUCAGACUCUGACUGAAUCUGGGGUUUCUGGCAGGAAAAUUAACAUAUUUUCUGAUAGCAGAGCUGCUUUGCUCUCUAUAUCGGGAAACAAAUCCCGCUCUUCGCUGGUGCUCGAGUGCCGGGAAAUGUUAGAAACGGUCUCACUUAAAUGUGAGAUCGGUCUACAUUGGGUACCUGGGCACUGUGGUAUUGCGGGUAAUGAAGAGGCUGACCGCCUCGCAGUGGCAGGAGCGAAGACCGAAUUUAUCGGUCCCGAGCCUGCCGUGGGAGUGUCGCCCCAAAUGAAGAAAACCAUCAUUGGGGAGGAUUUACUUGCACAACACCAAACGGUCUGGACGGCUACUACCAAAUGUCGCGUGUCUAAACUGUUCAUGCCACUUGUGGACAGAAAAAGAACGGAGUACUUGGUGAGCAGUAACCGCUGCAAAGCGCGGCAGUUUGCUGAUCUUCUUACCGGACACUGUCUAAACAAACACCUCAACAGAUUGGGUGUUGAGUGUAAUCCAAUCUGUAGAGGUUGUGACAACGCUGAGGAAACGGUCCUACAUUAUGUAUGUGACUGUCCCAGCCUUUACAACACCAGGCGAGCGCUACUUGGAAAAGUGGUGCUAGACUGGAAUGAUCUACCAAAAUUGAAGCCGGCUUGUCUAAUGGAAUUUAUCCGAAGGACUGGCUGGCUCAAUACACACAGCCCAUUCGGAGAUCGUUGGAGAGAACAGCAGCAGUCCAACAGAACGAUCAUUGACAAAACACAGUUCCGGGAAUGCAGGAAUGCCGAGGACUGCGACAAACUAACAGGAGCAUUAUCAACUAAACACAUCCCCGAAGACUUUCGAAGAGGACUGCUGCGGACUAAUAGGAUGAUUAAGAAAACACGCAAAUUAUCGGGGAUCUUCGGAAAGGACUGA